Molecule: messenger RNA, 2555 nt
Organism: Electrophorus electricus (electric eel)
Lineage: Eukaryota; Metazoa; Chordata; Actinopteri; Gymnotiformes; Gymnotidae
Gene: olfml3b
Product: olfactomedin-like 3b
Biological process (GO): signal transduction
Source: RefSeq, a predicted model, not a curated record
UACUCUUAAGUUUUUUAUUAUUGUGCUCAUUACUUCACGGUACAUCUUGUUUAACCUUGUUUAAUGUGCUCUGUCUUUCAAUAUAUUUGUAUAUAAGUCCAAUGUCAGUGUGUUAGUGACAGUACGUAUGAGUAUUUCCUCUCUCCCACUUCAGAAUAAGUGGCAGUCUGGAGCAAUUCAAGGUUUAGGUCAGGCAGACAUGAAAUUAACUUCGGUCCGUUCGUUUGUCGGGAAAUGCUUUGGUGUUACAUAAGCUAACCAAAAUAAAAAGCUUUACGUCAGCAGUUUAAAAUGUCAUUUCUCUAAAAUAUAUUCAUUGCUAUGGUCCUAAAAUUAUUACCAACAGAAUUUCUAAGAUCAUUUAAUAAGUACACAAAUACAAUACGUGUGGGACUCGUAACAAUAUAAACGUUUAAACUAUCGAAAGCUUCAUGAUGGUUCGUACAAAGGCCCAAAUGUACGCACGAAUGUUUCCCUUGAAUCUGGUAAAAAGGACUGUCACGUUUUGGACUUUCUUCUUCAAGAUGAGAGAGUGAAAAUAGUUAAAGAAGGCCAGAUGUGCAGGCUCCUCCUCUGCUGUUGGUCAAAACAUUCCAGCCAACUUGGGCGUCUGGAUUGUCCAUGAGGGCUUUUCCUCCCUGACUAAGUCCACACGCACAUUCGAGCACAGACUCGAGCCAUGAUGAGAGUCCUCCACUUUCUCGUCGUCGUGCUUUCUGGACUGGCCGCAGCGCAGCAGCAGGCCCUGAUGGACUACUUAGAGAGGAGACUGCUUGCCAUCGAGGACCGCAUUUCACUGUGGCACGAGCAGACGAGCCGGUAUGCCUCAGAGCUGCGCGAGUUCAAGCAGCAGAUGGUGGCUCAGCUGGACGGCCUGGACAAGAACAAGGAGGCACUACGCAGCGAGCUGGAUGCGGUGGGCGUGCGCAUGGACCGGGUGGAGCGCGAGAUGGACUACCUAGAGGCACAGAAUGGUGCCCAGCCCUGUGUGGACGUGGACGACAAGCUGGUAGAGCAGCAGGUUACUGUAGCCAAGGAGAGGAAUAAAGCCAAGUACUCCAAGCUCACGGACUGUAGUGAUAUGAUUUCCAGCAUCAAAGCCAUGAAGAUCCUGAAGCGUGUGGGUGGCAGUAAGGGCAUGUGGACCAAAGACAUGGGCAGUUCUUCUGGGAAGAUUUACAUCUUUAACGGCACAGGCGAGGACAUGCUGUACGAGUUUGGCUCAGUGCGUGACUUCACCUCCUCUCAGGGCACGUCGGGAGGCACCCGCAUCCAGCUCCCCUCUUCCUGGGGAGGAAUGGGCCAUGUCGUGUACAACAAUCACCUGUAUUAUGUGAAGGACGGUGAGGAGUUGAGGCUGAUGAAGUUCGAUCUGCUGAAAGGCUUAGUGGCCGACAGUGCUGUGUUCCCAGCUAAAGACCAGCUGCCCGUGUACAGUCUGAACCCCGAGACCUACAUUGACCUGGCUGCAGAUGAGGAGGGUCUGUGGGCCAUUUACGCUACCAAGGAAAAUGAGAAACAUGUCUUGCUAGCCAAGGUGGACCCUCAAACACUGGCCAUUGAACAGAUGUGGGACACCCCAUGCCCAAGGGAGAAUGCGGAGGCAGCUUUUGUUGUCUGUGGAACCGUCUAUGUUGUCUACAACUCCAGACUCCCCAGUCGCUCUCGGAUCCAGUGUGUUUUUGAUGUGAGUGACAUGGUGACCAAUGAUGAUGCUCCUAUAGUGUAUUUUCCCAAGCGCUAUGGGACUCAUUCGAGUCUCAAAUACAGUCCAUUGGAGCAGUUGCUUUAUGCCUGGGAUGAUGGCUAUCAGAUUCUUUACAAGCUGCAGAUGAAGAAAAAACUGGAGGUGUAGGAUGUGUGGAACGGUCAAAAAAUAGCAUGCGGCCAACAGGACAGAAUCUAUUAGUCUCCAGAUUUUGAUCUUGUUUUAAAACAAUAUGUACAAAUUGAACCUGGUAAAAACCAAUUUGAUGUUCUUUACUCAAGUUGGAAAAUAUUUGCUGAAGGUUCUUUUAGAGCACCUUAUAGGAGUUGCUGUCAUGGUGAAGGCAAGUGUUAGGCAUUCAGAAUAACUAGCACAAAGCUGGUUGUUUUCAGUAUUUGGAAUGAAUACACAUGUCUAGGACUGGAUCAUCCCCAGCCACUUCCCUGAUGCCCCUAUAUUUCUGCUUCUUACCGUAAAAAUAAAAAUUUGGUAAAAUUACAUUGUUUAUUACUUAAUGUUUUUCAGGGGCAAAAAUUAUAGAAGUUUCUAAAGAUGAACUGAAAAUAUGCCUAUAGUACCCAGAGUGCAGCCAUUAUCCACUACCACCUACUGUACUGACUAACAAAACAAUAGAGAAUUGAAAAAGUACUACUUACAUAAAUCAAAAGAUUUUGCCUUCAGCAUAAUUUGAAAAUGUUACUGUGUUAUGCUCUGCAUUUUUUAAACAUUAUAUUAAAAUAUUUUCCCAGCUGUUCACUGAGGUUAAAAACAACUGGAAAUGGUAGUAGUAUUAUGCUAUUCAGUUAUGUCAUCAUGUAAAAUAUUAAAUGAGUAUUAAUUGCAUUAA